AUGGGUGGCGGUAACGCUCAAAAGUCCGCCAUGGCGCGGCAAAAGAACGCCGAGAAGGCCGCCAAGGAGGGCCAGGGCGGAGGAGGCGCCGCCGGCAUGAAGGCGCGGUCUGCCGACUCCUCGGUGCAUGCAGCCGCCAUCGCCGAGCGGAGUGCUCUGCAGGCACAGCGGGAGGAGCGCGAGCGGCUCAAGAAGGAGAAGGAGGCGGCGGCGGAAAGGAAGGCCAAGAAGCUCGCCGCCAGCGACGGCAAGGGAGCCCUCGGUGGCGACGACGCGGCGGCCGCCAAAAAGAAGAAGGCGGCGGCCGCAGCCGCCGCCCUUGCGGCGGCGGGCGGGGCUCCGGCCCCGAAGAAGAAGAAGGAGCCCAAGGCGGCGGCGGCGGCGGCGGCGGAUGAGGCCGCGCCGGCGCCCGCCGGCGAGGUCGAGGAGGUUGCCGAGCCCGAGGUGGACGCCGACGGAAAGCCGGUCGACAUCCCCGAGCGGCCGCCGCUGAGCGAGGAGGAGCUCGCCGCGGUCCGCGCGUCCAUCGAGGAGCGGGAGCGCAUCUCGGCGGCCUACGAGGCUGGCGAGGCGGCGACGAGGGCGGCGGCGGCCGAAGCUGAGGCCGCGCGCGCCGUGGUCGCCUCCAAGGGCGCCGGCUGGAAGGUGCUGCGCGAGCGGGCCAUCCGCGCGGGCGCGGCGGCGAUGGCGGCGGCGGCGGCGGCGGGCAAGGCCGAGGCGACCCUCGCGGCGCUCGAGUCGGUCCAGACGGCCGCAGAGGAGGCGCUGCCCGUGCUCUGCUCGUGCGUGCAGAACGCCGAGGUCGCGUCGACGCUGCGCGACUUCAUCAUCGACGCGCUCAAGAAGCCGGACAAGACGUUCGAGUGCGUGGAGGAGGUGCUGAUGACCACCUUCUGCAACCCGAUGGACGGCACGUCUCUCGCCUUUAUGAUGCCGAUCAUCAUCCGCGGCAUCAAGGACGCAAACUACGAGCUCGUCAAAAAGUCGACCGUCUGCGCGUCCAACUUGUGCGCCCUCAUCAAGGACUCGUCCGACAUCGCGCCGUUUGUGCCGCUGCUGCUGCCGCUCCUCGAGAAGAACGUCGAGCACUCGUCGCCGAACAUCCGCGAGGCGACGCAGACGGCGCGCGAGCGGCUGCUCGAAGUCGGCGCGUGCGUGCGCGACUCGCUUGCCGCGGCGGUGCCGUCGCUGCCCGAGCCCGUCGCGACGUACCUCUCGCACACGUGCGCCGCCCUGCUCGAGGAGCGGCUGGGCGGCGUCGUGCGCGUGCAGAACUUCCGCCACGCGGUGCCCGCCACGGAGCAGUGGGUCUCCUCCAUCGUCGAGCCGUACGCGACCGCGGAGGGCGGCGCGCUGGCGCAGGUCGCCACGGCGGCGGUGGAGAACUUCAAGUCGCAGCUGCCCGAGGAGGCGCGCGCCAUCCUCGCAAAGUCCGGCGACAAGGAUUUUGCGCUCGACAUGCAAAACAUCAUCCUCGCCUUCGCCGGCCGCGUGCUGCUGCGCAAGGCGGACGUGCGCUUCGAGCGCGGUCACCGGUACGGGCUAAUCGGCCAGAACGGGACCGGCAAGACGACCCUGCUCAACCGACUUGCCGCCAAGGACAUCAACGGCUUCCCUCAGGAGCUUCGCACCUGGUACGUCUGCACCGACGUCACCCACUACGACAACGGCGGCCAGCUCGGCAAGCCGUGCCGCUUCGUCUACUACCCGAUGACCUUCUCCGAGUUUCAGAAGCUCAAGCCCGAGAUCGCCGCCGGCCUCCCGCGCAUCGACAGCGGCCCGCCGAAGUCGGCCUCGCAGCCGGCGUCGGAGUGCUCCUUCAAGUACCCCGAGACGGACCGGUACAUCCUCAAGGAGGUCGACGCCACCGUCACGCUCGGCUCGCGCGCCGUGAUCGUCGGCGGCAACGGCUCAGGCCUCUCGACCCUCCUCGUGGUCGGGACAUGUCCGGGACACGCGCGCUUCCGGCAGGGCCUCGACGCGGAGGUGGCCAAGCUCAAGUCGAUCGCUCUCACCGACGACGAGAAGGCGGAGAUGGAGAAGGGCUCGGCCAUCUCCGCCAUCGUCGGCCGCACGACCUGCAACAAGCCGUGGUACGAGUUCCAGCAGCGCGGCAAGAUGAAGGCCGAGACGCAGUCGCUCCCGUUCGCCGAGAUCCAGCUGCGCUUCCCGCCGUACGUGCAGAAGCUCAUCAAAAACUACGACCAAAAGGCGCAGGCAAUCGAGUCCGGGAUGGCCAUCCGACCGAUCACCGAGGCCGAGCCGCACGUCAUCGCGCUCGACGAGCCGACCAACUACCUCGACAACGACUCGGUCGCCGCGCUCACCAAGGCGCUCAAGGACUUCAAGGGCGCCGUCGUCACCGUCUCGGAGAACGAGGCGUUCGUCAACGAGAUCUCGAACGAAAAGUGGGUCGUCGAAGAGGCUGCGGUCACGCUCGUGCAGCUGCGCGACGCGAAGGCACGCUGA
Emiliania huxleyi CCMP1516 is the source of this 2469-nucleotide messenger RNA. RefSeq lists its product as hypothetical. The transcript has 15 exons. Lineage: Eukaryota; Haptophyta; Isochrysidales; Noelaerhabdaceae. Gene Ontology annotation, molecular function: ATP binding. The record is from RefSeq and is a predicted model, not a curated record. Bases 1 to 2469 code for a protein of 822 amino acids.